Molecule: messenger RNA, 729 nt
Organism: Limulus polyphemus (Atlantic horseshoe crab)
Lineage: Eukaryota; Metazoa; Arthropoda; Merostomata; Xiphosura; Limulidae
Exons: 2
Coding region: 78-488 (136 amino acids)
Biological process (GO): central nervous system formation; innate immune response; regulation of Toll signaling pathway
Cellular component (GO): extracellular region
Molecular function (GO): Toll binding; growth factor activity
Source: RefSeq, a predicted model, not a curated record
UCUCCCUGAUUGCUUGUGUUUCUGGAAAGUCGGCCAAUCACAGUCGUGGGAGAACUGUCUUGUGGAAACAGAAGCACAUGAGAGACCCUGGAGUUCUACACAGGGAUUGGACCUGGAACACUUUAGAUCUUGAUAAACAAGUUGGACUCCCUCUAAGGAUUCCAGAGCCUAUAGAAUGCUGCCCGUCAGUAACAGAGGUCAUCGAACCAAUGGGAGGAGUUUCCAGAUCUGGCCGAAUACUCGAGCUUUACCAUGACCAAAAUUCCACACAAAAAUUUUAUCAAACCUCCUGUGUAGAAGAGAUGAGAGGGCGUCCCUGUCGCUAUAUCUCACCUUCGCUGACGCAUCAUUCUCAUUGUGUUCAGAAGUAUAGUUUCACUUACGCUUUGGUUCGAGAGUAUGAUACAAAUACCACCUGGCGUUUAGAUUACAUCAGGAUCAGAAGCGGCUGUACUUGUGAGCUUAAGAACGUUGUUGUGUUACUGUAGCCUGAACCUCAGGUGAAACUGUUGACUUGUUGUGAUUAAAAUUAAAUACCUUUAGUAGCUUCAAAUUAUUCACCAUAAAGAUGUUACUUAUCUUGAGCACGUAGAAUACAAGUUCUUUGUAAACCUGAGAGGGAGACAAAUAUAUUUAAUAGACUCUUAUCAGUAACCAAACUUUGUAUCUCGUAUUGCUUGCGGGAAGGAAUGGAGAAAUAACAUUUAUUGUUACUUUUUUUUUCUACAA